Messenger RNA from Python bivittatus (Burmese python), 755 nucleotides. Its product is annotated as dual specificity protein phosphatase 13A. Gene Ontology annotation, molecular function: MAP kinase phosphatase activity; protein tyrosine/serine/threonine phosphatase activity. Gene Ontology annotation, cellular component: cytoplasm. Gene Ontology annotation, biological process: protein dephosphorylation; negative regulation of MAPK cascade. NCBI's taxonomy places the organism in Eukaryota, Metazoa, Chordata, Lepidosauria, Squamata, Pythonidae. The record is from RefSeq and is a predicted model, not a curated record.
UGCGCUCUCCGGUUUCAGAUUGGCAAGCUGCUACUUUAGACGAUCAUGGCUAAAGAGUGCGUUUCACUCUCCAACAGUCCUAAAGAUCUUGGACCCCCCACGGAAGAAAUCCCCGGUGUUCAAGAUUUAGAGCAGCUCCUGAAUACUGGGAAGCCUUCCUGUAACCACGUUGAUGAAGUAUGGCCUAAUCUUUUCUUAGGAGACCAUAAUACAGCGCAUAACCGAUUUGACUUAUGGAAAAUGGGGAUUAGCCACAUUUUGAAUGCAGCCCAUGGCACCCUAUAUUGCCAAGAGCCCCAUGACUUUUAUGGUGCAACAAUCGAAUACCGUGGUGUGCCAGCUCAUGACCUUCCCAGUUUUGAUAUAAGCCCGUAUUUUUACUCUUCUGCGGAAUUUAUACACAAGGCUUUGACUACGCCAGGAGGCAAAAUCUUCGUGCACUGUGCCUUUGGGAUAAGCAGGUCCUCAUCUUUGGUACUGGCGUACCUUAUGAUCCACCAUCAUUUCUCUUUGGUUAAAGCGAUCCAGACAGUAAAAGAGCAUCGGUGGAUCUUCCCUAAUCGAGGCUUCCUGAAACAAUUAAGGAAUUUGGACAUUCAGCUAAGGAAAAACUGAACAAAGGAGAAAAAAGAAUAUACAUUUUUAAAGGAAGAACCAUAUCUUACAGAAGCUCUGUCAGUUGGAACAAUAUAUGCAAAAGUUACUCUUGUAGCUUAGUUGCAGAUGUUCCUUCCUGUUUGGUAAAGUUUGCAGCG